This is a messenger RNA of Populus nigra (black poplar), 860 nucleotides long. Its product is annotated as bidirectional sugar transporter SWEET10-like. Gene Ontology annotation, cellular component: membrane. The record is from RefSeq and is a predicted model, not a curated record. The coding region runs from base 1 to 852 and encodes 283 amino acids. The transcript has 6 exons. Gene Ontology annotation, molecular function: sugar transmembrane transporter activity. Lineage: Eukaryota; Viridiplantae; Streptophyta; Magnoliopsida; Malpighiales; Salicaceae. Gene Ontology annotation, biological process: carbohydrate transport.
AUGGCCUUGCACUUGACAUGGGUUUUUGGUUUUGGUCUUUUAGGCAACUUCAUCUCUUGUUUGGUCUGCCUUGCUCCUCUGCCAACAUUUUAUCGAAUUUGCAAGAAGAAGACCAGCCAAGGGUUCCACUCUAUCCCUUAUGUGAUUGCACUAUUUAGUGCCAUGCUUUGGCUAUUCUAUGCACUUUUCAAGGAGGAUGCCCUCCUUCUAAUCACCAUCAAUUCUUUCACCUUUUUCAUGGAGAUAGGCUACAUUUUUAUGUACCUUCUCUAUGCCACGAAGAAGGAUAAAUUAAGUACUUUCAAACUUCUCCUAUUGUUCAAUGUUUUCGGGUUCGGUCUCAUCUGUGUACUGACUCGCUUCCUAACACAACGCCAAAAACGCGUCCAAGUUCUUGGAUGGAUUUGCAUGACAUUUUCUCUAUGCGUUUUUGUUGCACCACUUUUCAUUGUGAGAAAAGUUAUAAAAACAAAGAGCGUGGAGUUCAUGCCUUUUUCUUUAUCAUUCUUCCUCACUUUGAGCGCUGUCAUGUGGUUCUUCUAUGGCUUUCUAAAGAAAGACCAGUUUGUUGCUGUUCCAAACAUACUGGGGCUUCUCUUUGGUAUUCUCCAGAUGGUGCUUUAUAUGAUCUAUAGGAACUCCAAGAAAGUUGUGGUGGUGGAGCCUAAACUUCAAUUAGACACAUCUGAACAUGUUGUGGACCUUGAAAAGUUGGGUGCAGCAAUCUGCUCCGAGAUAGCUAUAGGGAUUCCAAAGCUGAAUGAUGGUGGAGAAGGAAUUAUUGAAGAUCAAAAUGCCAAGGAAAAGACCAAGAAAAUCAUGAAAGCCAUGGAUGUCACCAACAAACUUUAGCAGCUGCA